AACUCUACUCUCUCUCUCUCUCUCUCUCUCUCUCUCCCUCUCCAAGAAGAGGUCAUGAAAUCGAACGCAGAGAUGUCAGAGAAUCGAUUUUUGGGAAGCAUCUCAGCCUCGUCCAUUCGAAACCUCCUUCACAGAUCAGUCUCCACCAAGCACAAGACGAACUCAACUCGCUCCAAAUCGGGGCCCGACGGUGAAAACAAUCCCCCGAUCGAUCCGAACAUUCUGCUUGAUAAAGACCCAAUCCCUAAACAAUCACUGUCAAAACAUGAAAUUUCGCAGAGAGAAAUCACCAAAUCAGACUCUCAGAAGGAAGUACUUUCUCCUCCAGCAGAUCCACCAGUCAAGGUUGUAGUGAGGAUUAGACCAGCUAAUGGUCAUGAAAGAGAAGGAGAUCAAUUGGUGAGGAAGCUCUCUGAUGAUUCAGUAGCUGCUGAGGAUAAAAAGUUUACCUUUGAUUCAGUUCUUGACUCAAAAUCAAACCAGGAAUAUGUAUUUCAGUUAGUUGGUGUUCCUUUAGUUAAAAAUGCAUUAGCUGGUUACAACACAACAAUCUUGGCAUAUGGACAGGCUGGAAGUGGUAAGUCUUAUACGAUGUGGGGUCCGCCAAGUGCGAUGGUUGAGAAUCAGGCAUCCAAUAGUCAUCAGGGCAUUGUUCCACGCAUCUUCCAGAUGCUAUUCUCUGAGAUUCAGCGAGAAAAAGAGAACUCAGAAGGUAAACAAAUAAAUUUUCAGUGCCGCUGUUCGUUCCUUGAGAUAUACAAUGAACAAAUAGGAGAUUUACUUGAUCCAACCCAACGAAACCUAGAGAUAAGGGAUGAUACCAAACAUGGAUUUUGUGUUGAGAAUUUGACCGAGGAAUAUGUGACCAGUUAUGAGGACAUAACCCAAAUAUUAAUUAAGGGGCUUUCAAGUAGGAAGGUCGUAGCAACAAGCAUACAUUCAGAAAGUUCACAAUCCCAUAUUGUGUUUACAUGCGUCAUCGAGUCCUGGUGCAAGGGAACAUCAUCAAAAUGUUUUGGUAGUUCAAAGACAAGCAGAAUCAGCCUUGUUGAUCUUGCAGGACUGGAGCGAAGUAAACUUGAUGAUGAUGGUAGGCAGUGUGUAAAGGAGGAAAAAAAUGUGAAGAAGUCUCUAUCACAGUUGGGGCACUUGGUGAAUAUCCUUGCUGAAGGAGGUCAGUCAGGAAAAACACAAGAUAUUGCUUACAGAAGCUCCAGUUUGACAAAUUUGUUGAAAGAAUCACUUGGUGGAAAUGUCAAGUUUGCAGUUAUUUGUGCCAUCUCUCCUGAUAGCAACAGUAGCUGUGAAACAUUAAGCACACUCAGAUUUGGACAGCGAGUAAAAUCCAUACACAAUGAGCCAGUAAUAAAUGAAAUUUCAGAGGAUGAUGUUGACCUUAGUGACCAGAUUCGUCAAUUGAAGGAAGAACUCAUAAGAGCAAAGUCAUGUAACUCAGUUGGAAGAAGUGUACUUGAGAGCUUGAAUCAUUUGAGAUUGAGCCUUAAUCGCUCCUUGAUCCUACCCCGCAUAGAUAAUGAUGCCAAGGAUGAAGCAUAUGCUAAUAAUGAUGAUGUACGAGAACUACGUCUUCAGUUAGACAAAGUGCACAGUUCUGGUGAAGAGAAAAUAGAAGACACCUAUGAAAGCAGUAGCUGCAUUCAGUUUUCUUCUGUAGAAGGAGGUGGUUCUGACACAGAAUUGACAAGUGACCAUUAUGGAAGCUCUCUAGAAGAAAGUGAAGCUGACGAAUUUAGUCUGGACAAAUCUCACACAGAACUUCGACAGGAGGAGAGCUUUGCUUCUGUGGAUGACAUUGCAGGUGGGCCCCACACUUCAAAGACCAUAGAUACUGCAUUCAGGAGUAGUAUUUCAAUCAGUUCGUUGCAUCAGUCUUCAGUGUUCCAAGAUCCGACGUUGUCUGAAUCUCCAAAAUUUCAAAACAACCAUAGGAAAAGCAUAACCUUUGCAUCAUCAACUCAUCUGGCAAGUCAGAAUAUUGUGUCAGAGAGUUCCAAGUUUGGUUCAGAUGUAUCACGACAGUCACACAGACAAAGUGAUAUUCGAUCCUCUUUGCGGUCAAGCAAGAUAUUUCCAGGCCCCACAGAGUCCCUGGCUGCUAGCCUUCAGAGGGGCUUACAGAUUAUUGACUCUCACCAGCAGAAUUCAGCAUCAGAUGCACCUUCAGUUGCAUUCUCUUUUGAGCAUUUGGCAUUGAAGCCAUGUCCAACAGGUGACAGAGCCAAAUCUUCACUUCAAACAUUAUCAGAAGAGAGACCAUCAACAUAUGGAUCUUUUACUUCUUUUCUGUGUGCAUCAUGCCGGAGAACAGGAGGAUUGACUGGCUCCACCAAAGUCCAGGAUAGCUUGAAGGCAUUGACUUCAGUGGAUAGUGCAGAGAAUUCAAAUGGAUUGAUUGCUUAUGUGCCUAAAGAUGCUGGGAAAGGUUUGGCAGAAGCCAGCAAGAGAGAGAAGGAGCUGGAAAGCAUUUGCAUGAAACAAGCAGCCAAAAUUGAGCAGCUAAAUCUUCUGGUGGAGCAAUACAAACAUGACAGAAAACAGAAUUCUAUCCUCGAGCAUAGUUAUACUCUUCAUCCUGAGGACUUGAAUAGUGAAAUAAUACAAAUUGAUGAGCUCGAAAAUCAAAAGUUUCAUGCACCCAAGGAUGAAAGAAAGCCUUUGAGAUGGGAUGAUGGUGAGAACCGUGAGAUUAUUAACGAAAAAUAUGAAAUAAAAGAAAUCAUGGAAGAGAUGGGCAGCGAGUACAGGAAAACAUCCUUUGAUAUUAAUGAGAAGGAAGUACUUCUCAAUGAAAUUCAAAGCUUAAGGAGCAAGUUGCCGUCAUUUACUGAAGGAACUCCUACAAAGUCUUUUGAGAGAGUGAGAUCCUCUUUGUUGUUACAAUCAAUCCAAUUGAGAAAAAGUGGUGCAUUCUCUCAAGGCAACAAUGAGGAAGAACUUGAGAAAGAAAGACAGAGAUGGAUGGAAAUGGAAAGUGAAUGGAUUUCUUUGACUGAUGAGUUGAGAAUCGAACUUGAGUCCAGCCGCCGGCGUGCAGAAAAGGUGGAGAUGGAGCUGAUAUUAGAGAAGAAGUGCACAGAGGAGUUGGAUGAAGUACUUCAAAGAUCUGUCAUUGGGCAUGCUAGAAUGGUCGAACACUACUCCGAACUACAAGAAAAGUACAACGAUUUAGUUGGAAAGUACCAGCUGACUAUGGAAGGGAUAGCAGAGCUGAAAAAGGCUGCUGCGAAAGCAGGAGCUAAGGGUCGUGGCUCUCGUUUUGCAAAAUCCUUGGAAGCAGAACUUUCAGCCCUUAGAGUUGAGAGGGCAAGGGAGAUGGAAUUAUUGAAAAAGGAGAACAGAAACCUCAAAAUUCAACUUAGGGAUACUGCAGAAGCUGUUCAAGCUGCCGGAGAACUCCUUGUUAGGCUGAAAGAAGCUGAGGAAGUAGCUUCAGUGGCAGAGGAGAAUGUUGCAAAUGUUCAGGAAGAGAAUGAUAAGCUAAAAGAUCAAGUGGAGAAACUCAAAAGAAAGCACAAGAUGGAGAUGAUCACCAUGAAGCAAUACCUUGCCGAGAGCCGAUUGCCAGAAUCUGCAUUGCGACCUCUAUACAGGGAGGAUUAUGAUGUAGCACACAACACUAGCCCACCACUGCAGGACGAUGACCAGGCAUGGAGAGCAGAAUUCGGAGCCAUAUAUCAAGAUCAUUACUGAGUUGAACAUCACAGCUUGCAUCAGACCCUACUUGGGUCCAAGCAUAAUAACUUUGUAUUUUUUAUUUUAUUUGUGGUGUUUUUAUGAGAUUGAAAGUUAUUUUUUUGUUUUUGUUUUUGUGUGUGUGUGUGUGUGUUGUUUCUUUCAUCCAUUUCUUGUUGAUAAUAAAGAUACAUUUGGAGUGAUUGUGUGCACAUUCCGAAAGCUUA
This is a messenger RNA of Camellia sinensis, 3920 nucleotides long. RefSeq names its product kinesin-like protein KIN-12F. Gene Ontology annotation, biological process: microtubule-based movement. NCBI's taxonomy places the organism in Eukaryota, Viridiplantae, Streptophyta, Magnoliopsida, Ericales, Theaceae. Gene Ontology annotation, molecular function: ATP binding; microtubule binding; microtubule motor activity. The record is from RefSeq and is a predicted model, not a curated record.